Molecule: messenger RNA, 981 nt
Organism: Mesorhabditis spiculigera
Lineage: Eukaryota; Metazoa; Nematoda; Chromadorea; Rhabditida; Rhabditidae
Source: the annotation of a GenBank genome assembly
AUGGCGCACCCUCUGAAGCUCCCGGUGAAAAUAAAAGUUGAGCCAUCUGGAGGUGGCCUUAAUCCGCAGCUACGCAAGCUUAUCGAUGGAUUCGGGCGAGCCCCGGGAAACGUUGCUGGGGAAAUGCGAGCCGAAAUCAAGGCCCCGGCAAUCCCCGUAAAAGUUAUACCCGUGCAGCGCGAGGUGAAGCCGCCGAGUAUGGAGCCGAUCUUCAAAAAAGUGAAGCAAGAGCCACGUGAAAGCUCGGAAACAUCCGGCAGUUCCGGCUUUUGGGUGAAGCAAGAAGUUGACGAGGAUCAGCCGUGCACGUCUAGAAGUCACGGACUGCCCGGCUUCAUCCCACCUCGACCAGUUACCUGCCCUGCCACUCAUUUGGUGAGCCGCGGCGUUGUUGAGCGCGAUUACUCAAACCCGGAGUAUCGGAAGCGAUACCACGCGCUAUGGUAUAAGACUUGGAAAGAAAGCUUCACCCCGGAAGAGUGGGCUGCUGAACGGCGUCGUCGCAAGGAGCAAAGCCAGGCCUGGACCACCCGCGAGCAGUACGAAGAGCGUCAUCGCCGACAAAGCGAACAGCAUCGAUUAAAGCGCUUGCACGAAACACCCGAACAACGCGAAGCGAGGCUCGAGCGGAAUCGCGAAAAGAACCGUCUCCUCGAUGAAGACCCGGAAAAGAAGGCAAAACGCAAGGAGCAACAGGCCCAAAGCUACCUACGACGAAAAGCUCAAAGGGUACAAGCUGAAGCGGAAAGGAGAGCAGCUUUCGGAUUGCCACCGUCCUCCGACACGCAAGACUCCGGAAGCGACUCCCGACAAAGAACCAAAAAACGUGCAGCCUCUAUAGAACGACGAUCGCCCGAACCGGAAGUAGACUGGAAGGCGUUGCUCGAAAAAGUUAAAGUAAUGGGCUAUUCGGCGAAGGAUUUCCCCGGAUUGUUCCCAGAGGAAGAAGCCGCUGAGCCCCAGCCCGGUACGAGCAAGAUG